This is a messenger RNA of Cordyceps militaris CM01, 1584 nucleotides long. Its product is annotated as gamma-glutamyltranspeptidase. Gene Ontology annotation, biological process: glutathione catabolic process. The transcript is spliced from 7 exons. Gene Ontology annotation, cellular component: plasma membrane. Gene Ontology annotation, molecular function: glutathione gamma-glutamate hydrolase. The coding region runs from base 1 to 1584 and encodes 527 amino acids. The record is from RefSeq and is a predicted model, not a curated record. NCBI's taxonomy places the organism in Eukaryota, Fungi, Ascomycota, Sordariomycetes, Hypocreales, Cordycipitaceae.
AUGAUGAAGGUGGGCGGCAAUGCUGCCGAUGCGAGUGAGAUUGAUUUGCUCGGACAGGUGGUGGCGACGAGUUUCUGCCUCGGCGUGGUCGCAAUGUACCACAGCGGAAUCGGCGGCGGCGGUUUCAUACUCGUGAGGGAUCCUACCGGCUCCUUUGAGUUUUUGGAUUUCCGCGAGACGGCGCCUGCCUUGUCUACCACGGACAUGUUUGCUCAUGCAGAUGCGUCGAGCAAUUUAGGCCUAAAAAGUGGUGUACCUGGUGAGCUGAGAGGCUUGGAGCACCUUCACCGGAAAUACGGCGCCCUACAGUGGUCAACCGUCCUGGGGCCUGCCAUUCAUCUGGCGAGGCACGGUUUUCCCGUGACAAGAGAUCUCCUUCGCUACAUGAAUUACGCCACUGAAGAAAGCGGAGAGGACUUCCUCAGCACCCAUCCCGACUGGUCCGUCGACUUUGCCCCCAACGGUUGCCGGCUCCGUCUCGGGGACACGAUGACACGGAAGCGCUACGCGGCCACGCUGGAGCAAAUCGCCUUGCACGGGCCUGACGUUUUGUACUCCGGUAAUCUUGGGCGGCAGCUCGUUGCGACCGUGGAGACGGCCGGGGGCAUCAUGACGAUGGAGGACCUGCGAGACUACAAGGCGGUCGUCCGGAACUGGUCCGAGACCGAGUACCGGGGCCAUCGUGUCGUGACCACCACGGCACCGUCGAGUGGAAUCGUCGUGGCCAAUAUUCUCAAGGUGCUCAACACGUAUGAUGGUUUGUUCGCGCCCGAGAAUGUGAAUUUGAGUACGCAUCGCCUGGACGAGGCGAUGCGCUUUGCAUAUGGUCUGUGUGAAGGGCUAGGUGCUAACGAGACGCUUAAGAGGACAAAAUUGGGUGACCCAGACUUUGUAGAAGGCAUGCAAGAAUACCAGGAUUUCAUGAUACGCCAGUCGACUGCGGACGGCAUUCGUCGGCGUAUACUGGAUACACAGACACAUAACGUAUCCGAAUACAAUCCCGAUGGCAUCGAGAGUAUCGACACCGUGGAUUCGUCUGGGCUGGCCAUCUCUGCCACGACGUCCAUCAAUCACCUCUUCGGGAGCCACGUCAUGGUUCCUGAAAGUGGCAUCAUUUUGAACAACGAACUGGAUGAUUUCUCACGCCCAAACGCCUCCGCCUCGUUUGGGUACUGUCCCUCGCGCGCGAAUUUUAUAGAACCGGGCAAGCGUCCGUUCUCGUCCAUGGCGCCCUCCAUGGUGCUGCGUCCGGACGGGUCGCUGUUCAUGAUUGCCGGCGCCGCGGGCGGCAGCUUCAUCACAACGGCGACGACGCAAACCAUUCUUGCGGCCCUGGACGAGGGCUUGUCGGCAGCUGAGAUCCUGGCCAAGCCACGCCUCCACGACCAGCUGGUCCCGAACCAUGUCGUUUUCGAGACGCUGUACGACAACGCAACGGUUGACUUUAUGCGGCGCCUCGGCCACGAGGUGGUAUUUAUCCCGCCCAUAGCCAGCAUGGCGCAUGCUAUUCUACUACGGCCUGAUGGCCGGUAUGAUGUCGCUGCAGAGCCUAGACAGCAGGAUUCCGGGGGUGCUGUGGUGUAG